AUGCGCCUGCAGGACUGGGUGGCAGCCAUGUUGACUGGGCCAGCUUCUUUGAGCAAUGUGAUAUCCGCGGGCCGCGAGGACUUAGACAAGGCAUACGACUGGCCUGCGUCCCAAGAGGAGGCGAAGAUGCUCUUGGCAGGCAAAGCUCUCUCGUGCGAGGCAACGACCGAGAGGUUGGUGGAGGCCCUUGGCAGUGGGCGGACAGCCCUUCGCCCGGUGCACCUGGCAGUGUUUCUGGACCAGCUCUGGGCAUUGCAGCAAUUGCUCCAGGCUGGCGCCAAGAUGCAGGACUUCGAGACUGAGGUGGUUAUUUCGGCACUGCCGAAGUGGCCGUUGCAGAAAGCGGCCGAGCCUGCUUCCUUGCGUCAGAUCCUGGCAAUCGUCACACGGCUGGAGGCUCGAAUGGAGUACAUGGAAUCGGAAAUCCUCGGAUGA
This is a messenger RNA of Symbiodinium natans, 435 nucleotides long. The record is from the annotation of a GenBank genome assembly. NCBI's taxonomy places the organism in Eukaryota, Dinophyceae, Suessiales, Symbiodiniaceae.